AUGAGUGCUCAUUUUGAGGUGAGAUUUGAGUGUCAUCAGAAGGAGGAAUGUUGGAAUAAUUCUCCAUUGAGGGAUCAGGCAAAGGUUGAUCACAGUUUAAAUAAUGAACAGAGGAGCGGUGAUGGCGUCGAUUUACUGCUGCAAAGAGUGCGGAGCCAAUUUAAAUCUUCAUUCCAGCUACCUCUACCCGCCGGAUUUCUACUUCGAGGCCGGCAACAAAGGAAACGCACCAAGAUCAAGUGCAAUAGCUGUGGGAAACUCGUCGGGUAUAUUUACGAUGACGGUGCGCCCAUGACGGAUAGUCCGGGUCAGUUCCAUAUGGGUCCGAGUCAGGUUGUGCCUAGAAACCCUAGGUACAGGUUCAAGACCAAGGCUUUAAGGAUUGCUUCUGAGACUUGA
Messenger RNA from Fraxinus pennsylvanica, 399 nucleotides. Lineage: Eukaryota; Viridiplantae; Streptophyta; Magnoliopsida; Lamiales; Oleaceae. The record is from the annotation of a GenBank genome assembly.